Messenger RNA from Xylona heveae TC161, 273 nucleotides. RefSeq lists its product as hypothetical. The record is from RefSeq and is a predicted model, not a curated record. The transcript is spliced from 3 exons. Gene Ontology annotation, biological process: G protein-coupled receptor signaling pathway. The coding region runs from base 1 to 273 and encodes 90 amino acids. NCBI's taxonomy places the organism in Eukaryota, Fungi, Ascomycota, Xylonomycetes, Xylonales, Xylonaceae. Gene Ontology annotation, cellular component: heterotrimeric G-protein complex. Gene Ontology annotation, molecular function: G-protein beta-subunit binding.
AUGCCGGCUUACGAAGUACGUACUGGCGGCGACGUUAAGAAUAAGAAGCAGAGCAUGGCGGAUCUGAAGCUGCGCCGCCUGAAUGAGCUCAACUUGCGAUUAAAGGAGGAUCUGGAUCGCCCGCGAGUUAAGGUGUCUGAAGCUGUUCUCUCUCUCAUAAACUACACGAAUUCCACAAAGGACUUUAUGGUGCCGUCACUGUGGGGAGCUGUCGACAAGCGCGAAGAUCCCUAUGCGCCACAGCAAUCCGGCGGCUGCUGUACCGUCAUGUAA